Messenger RNA from Rhodamnia argentea, 1752 nucleotides. Its product is annotated as NAC domain-containing protein 100-like. Gene Ontology annotation, biological process: regulation of DNA-templated transcription. The record is from RefSeq and is a predicted model, not a curated record. Lineage: Eukaryota; Viridiplantae; Streptophyta; Magnoliopsida; Myrtales; Myrtaceae. Gene Ontology annotation, molecular function: DNA binding. The coding region runs from base 376 to 1455 and encodes 359 amino acids. The transcript is spliced from 3 exons.
ACAUCUUCCCUUUGAAAAUUGCAGCUUUCGAGUUCAAAUCGCCUCUCUUCUCUUUGUCAAGUUUUUAUCUUCAUCUGUCCCCAGCUUUUCUCCUCCCAUUAACUUUUCCCAUAGCUUUUCGUUACAAUCUUUUCUCUCAAAUAUCUCUCUAUUCACUGAAUCUCAAAUCCCCUGUUCUCUCUCUCUCUCUCUCUCUCUCUCUCUGUGCUUGGCUGAUAUAUAGACAGCAUGUCGUGAGUGGUUUUAGCACCUACCCUUUAGAAGUUUUGGCGUCCUAAGGAUUUUUCAGGUGUUCAAUUCUGGGCUCUUCGAUUCUUGAAGAAUUUAAAUCUCUUUUUUUUGUUUCUCUGUGGGGGCGAUUCCCAGUUUCAAGAAAUGGAGAACAUGGCCGGGCUUGGGAAGGAAGAUGAUAAAAUAGAGUUGCCGCCGGGGUUCAGGUUCCACCCGACUGAUGAAGAGCUCAUCACCCAUUACCUGCAGAAGAAGGUGAUGGACGCUGGGUUCACCGCUAAAGCUAUCGGAGAAGUGGAUUUGAACAAGUCUGAGCCCUGGGAAUUGCCUUGGAAGGCGAAAAUGGGGGAGAAGGAGUGGUAUUUCUUCUGUGUGAGGGAUAGAAAAUACCCGACUGGUUUGAGGACCAACAGAGCCACAGAAGCUGGUUAUUGGAAGGCUACCGGGAAAGACAAAGAGAUUUACAGGGGAAAAUCUCUGGUUGGUAUGAAGAAGACCUUGGUUUUCUAUGGAGGGAGAGCUCCAAAGGGCGAGAAGACGAAUUGGGUCAUGCAUGAAUACAGAUUAGAUGGAAAACUCUCUCCGAAUUAUCUACCCAAGACUUCGAAGAACGAGUGGGUCAUUUGCAGGGUCUUCCAAAAGAGCUCUGGUGGGAAGAAAAUCCAUAUCUCGGGCCUCGUGAGGACGGGGUCUCUCGAGAACGAAAUGAGUUCCGGCUUGCCGCCAUUAACGGAUUCUUCUCCGCACGAUUCGAAGCCGAAAUUCAACCCCGGACCAGCUUACGUGCCCUGCUUCUCCAGCCCGACGGAAUUUGAAAAGAACAAGGAAAACAUGAACGGUUACUUCAACAAUCCUCUGUUCCCCAUUUCUUCGAAUCCCGCAAAUCCCAUCCCCAAAGUCUCACUCCUGAGCGCGUUGUACCCUGCUCAAGCCAUCCCCGUGCCCACAAAUCUGCAGUACCCGGGCCCUGUUUUCAUGCCGGAGCAUUCAGUCCUCAAGGCUUUCCUCGGGAGCAACGGGCUGAACGCGAGGCAGAGCAUGAGAACAGAGAGGGGAGCGAUCGGCGUCUCUCGAGACACGGCGCUCGCCGACGAUGUGAACGCUGAAAUUUCUUCUGCUGUACAGAGUUUCGAAAUGGGGAGGAGGCAGUUCGAGGAUCAACGAGCUCCAUCAACCUCAGCUGGACCGCUGGACGUGGACCUCCUCUGGAACUAUUCAAGCUAGAAAAAAAAAAAGAAAAAUUUCAUGUUGUUCCUAAGCAAGAUACAGAUUGGUCAUUAGAAGCAAAGGCUUGGGGUCAUUUGUUGCUGUCAUAAAAAAGAUUAUGGGUGAGUUGUGGGCCUGUGUAUAGAUUUUCUAAAUCCCAAGGAGUGAUUGAAAAGAAAGUGAAGCAUGUUCUGUAUGAGGUCUUUAUGCAUUUGUAAGGAGAUUUUAGUGCAAUUUUCUGAUAGCCCUCUUGGAGUAUUUUAUCUAGUGUAAUGUUCUGUUAGCAGCAUUAGCAAUAGCAUCACCAGUUGGCGA